AUGAAGAUGGCCCAAAUAGACAAGGGUUGGAUGACAAUAAAAAAUAGAUUAAGUAUUAGGGAGUAUCAAGAAGGGGUGAAUUCAUUUAUUGAAUUUGCGAUGAGAAAUGUAGGCUUGGAGGAUAAGCUUCAGUGUCCAUGUAUUGAUUGCUUGAACGACAAAAAACAUACGAUCCACGUUGUUAGGAUUCAUUUGAUUCGAAGAGGGAUAUCUCUUUUUUACAAGACGUGGAUGCACCAUGGGGAACUUGUUCCCGUGGUUGAACCUCUCAUACGGAAUGAAGUGGAUGAUGAAGGGGAUGAUUUACCUGCUACUUUUGAGAGUGUGGAUGGGCGAAACUUUGAUAAGUUGUUUGAAGAUGCUCAACGUAAACUAUACCCGAAAUGCACAAGGUUCACUGUGUUGUCAUUUAUUAUUAAGAUGCUUCACAUUAAGGUGUACAACAAGUCGAGCAAUAAGUCAUUUGAUAUGGUUAUGAAAGUUUUCAAGGACACUCUACCCGAGUGUGAUGAGACUGUUCCAUGGACCAUAUAUGCUGUGAAAAGAUUCUCACGUGACUUGGGUUUGGGCUACGUUCCCAUUCAUGCUUGUAGGUAUGAUUGUGCACUAUUUUGGAAGGAGCAUGCAAAUCUUGAUAAUUGCCCCAAGUGUGAAGAGCCUAGAUACAAGUUGGACAACGGAAAGGGUAAGAAGAUCCUUCACAAGAUAUUGAGGUACUUUCCAUUAACGCCAAGAUUGAAGAGAUUGUAUAUGUCCAAGAAAACCGCUACAGAUAUGAGAUGGCACAAGGAGAAACGUGUGGAUGAUGGAAUCUUGAGGCAUCCAGCUGAUGCUGAGGCAUGGAAAGACUUUGAUUGGCAACAUCCUAUGUUCCCCAUGGAUCCACGAAAUGUAAGGCUAGGGCUCGCCACCGAUGGUUUCAAUCCAUUCGAAAAUAUGAGCACAUCAUACAAUAUGUGGGCCGUUAUCCUAAUGCCUUACAACCUCCCACCAUGGAAGUGUAUGAAAGAGCCUUUCUCCAUGAUGUCAUUGCUUAUUCCUGGACGAUCGGCUCCUGGAAGAGAUAUCGAUGUUUAUUUACGGCCAUUGAUUGAAGAGUUGAAGGAGUUAUGGGGAGAUGGGGUGCGAACUUAUGAUGCGAAAAACGAAGAGUCAUUUAGAAUGCAUGAUGCACUGAUGUGGACCAUCAACGACUUCCCUACAUAUGGUAACAUGUCCGGGUGGACUACUAAAGGUUAUUUGGCUUGUCCCACUUGUAAUGAGGGCGCAUCAUCACAAAGGUUAACAAGUAAGAUAGGGUACAUGGGUGCUCGUCGUUACUUGCUCGAGAACCACAGAUGGCGAAGGAGCAAGUUGUUUAACGGACAAAGUGAGGUUAGGUGCAAACCGUUAGAGUUAUCAGGGGAGCAAAUAUUAGAGCAAAUUAAGACUGGGACAUACAAGCCAUUUGGAAAACAUCCAAAUAAUAGGAAAAGGCAAAGGGACGAAAAUCCAGUGUUGAGUUAG
Camellia sinensis is the source of this 1506-nucleotide messenger RNA. RefSeq lists its product as uncharacterized. The record is from RefSeq and is a predicted model, not a curated record. Lineage: Eukaryota; Viridiplantae; Streptophyta; Magnoliopsida; Ericales; Theaceae.